Bombus pyrosoma is the source of this 1821-nucleotide messenger RNA. RefSeq names its product transmembrane protein 39A. Lineage: Eukaryota; Metazoa; Arthropoda; Insecta; Hymenoptera; Apidae. The record is from RefSeq and is a predicted model, not a curated record. The coding region runs from base 420 to 1805 and encodes 461 amino acids. The transcript is spliced from 7 exons. Gene Ontology annotation, cellular component: membrane.
UAUGCUUGUAAAUCUUGUGGCUUGUGUUCUAGUGUAUAUGUGUGUGUAUGCAAAACAAAAAAAUAAACAUUUUGUAACUAAUUUCGAGUGUAUGAGAGGUCGCUGAUUAAAUUAACUUUGAUGUAUCUCUUUUACCAUCAAGACUAGUAUAUUGUUAAAUUAUAAUAAAUAAAAGUAUUCAAAAACAUAUAAACAACAUAGGAGAUAAAAUAUAUGCAUUUAUACAUAUUUUUUAAUGUUGUACGUCUUGUAGUUUGAACAAAGAUAUACAUGAAAAUGACAGUUCCCUGACGCCAUUAAAUUCAAUUAUGUUGUCAUAAAAUUUAUUUCAAAAGUGAUUUAUUAAGCUAAAAAUAUGUAAGAACCAUAAUAAAUUAAAAUAACUUGAAAAAAUGAACUAGAAUGUAAAGUCAAACACUAUGCCUGGUGGAAGACGUAAUGCUGCUAGUAGAAAUGGACAGAGUAAAUCCCAAGCUAACUUCUCUGUAUCUUCAAAUAUUGGUAUACGAAGUAAUAGUGGAGAAAGAACAGCUGGAAAUGGUGCAGAUGAUAAAAAAUCAGAACUUUGUGGAAUGAAAGCAUUAGUACCAAAACAUGUACCUAUACCAGUUGUACCUGUGGAUGGUCAUUUAACUUUUGAAGCUUUGUCUUUAGUUGUGUCAAUCAUUGCAGCUUCUUUACAAAUGCUUAAUUUGUAUAGAACUGUUUGGUGGUUACCUCAUUCUUAUAAUAAUUAUAGUAUGAAUUUCUACUUAAUAGAUCCUUAUUUGCUUGUAUUUAUUAUAAUUAUGGUUGCAAGGCAAUUUAUUUAUUCUUUAUUGCAUCGAGUUAUUGAUGUUUCAUCACCAGUUCGUUGGUUACCUACUGCUCAAAAAAUGAUGAGGAUAACUUUACUAAUCAUUGUGAUGAAUAUAUUAUGCUGGUGCCUUUACCAUAUGGCUGAACGACAUAACUCAAUGAAGAUUUUUUACUUAUGUUAUCCAAGUUUAUCUGUAUAUUUUGUAAUGUUUGGUAUAAGUGCAGCACCUUUCUUUGAUAUAUCAACACCUUUAUAUGGUAAAGAUGAAAAGAAAACAAAGUUUCUGAUGGACAAACCUUUACAUAAUUGUUCAUUAAAUGCAUCAGCAAUUAGAGCAGAAGUUUCAACAUUAAGGUCCGAUUUCAAUCGGCGUUUGAAACGAGCUUUGUUUGCAUCUUCUAGUAGUGCUUAUGUAUGUGGUAUUGCACCUAUUAUAUUUGUACCUCAACAUCUACAUUUUAAUAUUUCAUGGGUUGUGCAACAUGUUAUUAUGUUUUGGCUAGAAAGAAUAAGUGCUCACUUUUCACAUGCUUAUCCUGUCAGGUACUGUGAUGUUUUACAUAGAGCGGCAUUACACCUAGGUCGAUGGGUUAAAAUUGAAAAUCGCAAUAGUCAUACUUAUGCCCAAGUGUGGAAUGAUUCUAUUCUGUGGCCUCAUGGUUCAGUUGUGAGACAUAAUAAAGAAAUCUAUCGUUCUGAAGGGUUCUGUACUGUAGCAGAACCAGGAAAUUCAAAUCAUUACAGAUUUUAUGCUUUAUUUAGUAAUCCUACAAUGUUACUUUGUUCAAUAUUGGGCUUGCAACUUCUUCUUGUUUGUGCACAAUUAUUUAUUCUACUACGCACAACUGAUUGGUAUCAAGUGUUAUCAAUAACAUUGCUUCUUGUGAUCAACUAUUAUACUUUAUUUAAAGUUACUAGAGACUAUCUUAUUUGUUGGAAAGUAUAUCAUGCAGAACAAAUAAUACAAGAAAAGUCGCAAAUGAUUGCAAAUUCUACUGUUCAAUAAAUGAUUAUUGAACAAA